Messenger RNA from Lachancea fermentati, 330 nucleotides. NCBI's taxonomy places the organism in Eukaryota, Fungi, Ascomycota, Saccharomycetes, Saccharomycetales, Saccharomycetaceae. The record is from the annotation of a GenBank genome assembly.
AUGGGCUGGUUCUCAAAGACAAAACCGAUGGACGACCCCUCGAAGCCUCCCUCGCGGUCGUCGCGCAAGCAAUGCUGGGAGAGCAGAGACACGUUUUUCCGCUGUCUUGACGGCAUCAACGUGGUGAACGCGUUGGACGCGAAGCACGCAGACGCGAUCAAGGCGAGCUGCAGCGCACAGGAGCGGGCGUUCGAGCAGGACUGCGCCACGAGCUGGAUCAAGUACUUCAAGGAGAAGCGGGUGGUGGACUACAAGCGUGAAAAGUUCCUGAAGGAGAUGGAGGAGAAGAACGCGCAGCAGGUGGACCUGUCGGGGAUAGUGCGGCGUUAG